Messenger RNA from Aspergillus pseudoviridinutans, 2472 nucleotides. Its product is annotated as fanconi-associated nuclease 1. The coding region runs from base 1 to 2472 and encodes 823 amino acids. The record is from RefSeq and is a predicted model, not a curated record. The transcript has 3 exons. Gene Ontology annotation, biological process: interstrand cross-link repair. Gene Ontology annotation, molecular function: 5'-3' exonuclease activity; flap-structured DNA binding; 5'-flap endonuclease activity. Gene Ontology annotation, cellular component: nucleus. NCBI's taxonomy places the organism in Eukaryota, Fungi, Ascomycota, Eurotiomycetes, Eurotiales, Aspergillaceae.
AUGUCCCUUCUGGACUUCUGGGACACAUCGCGCCCUCAAGUGAAGCGCAGGAAGACUACCCCGAACGAGGGUCAAGAAAGUCCCAGAACAGUCGCACUUCGGAAAGAGAAUUCCAGCAUCAACGAAAUUGAAAUCGAUAGCUCUGAUAGUCCGUUAGAUACAUGGGAUGCCCUGCCCUCGGCUCAAGUCGCCGGCGAUUUCGCGCUCGAGGACGAGAACCCAAUCCCAAACAGCCAGACAGAACUAGAGUCUUCGCUACCAGAUAUUCCAACAGAUAAACAAGCUAUCGAAGAGUAUGAGAUUUCGCAUUCAGUAGAACAGGAUGACGAGCCUGAUCUGCGCCAGAGGCUUCAAGACGGCAAAUGGCGGAAGGGAAAGAGCUCAAUCUAUGUGGAUGCGUUCAAUCUGGCACUGGAAACUGUGCUGGACGAAGAAGCCCAUCUUUUCAAUGAGGCGGAAUUAGAGAUUUUCAAACAAUGGAAGGAGCUGUCGUAUGAGUCCCAAUACUUAUAUGUACGGCUCUUCCUUCGUAAGACCUCGGCUUGGCAUCGCAUCAAUCGCCUGGGUUAUUACUCCGACAUUAGCGACAUGUCCCAGGCGGUGGCUGAUCUUCGGUCUAGCCGUAAACUGCCUGUCCCUCUAGUAUCUUCGUAUGAUAACUCUGAAGAUAUGAGUUCCGGCAGUGGUGCGGACCUCGCUCAUUUCAGGUUCGCCGAUGACACUGAUGAGAUAACGACUUUGGAGGAAGCAUCCUCUCUGCUACUUCUUGAAGAACUCAAAGUCCUCGCAAAGGACGCAAAGGUUCAAGGAAAGAGUAAGAAGGAGCUGCUUGAAGCCUUUCGCGCGUCCAGCCAGAGACAAACAGGUCUCAACUGGAACGACAAAGAGCAAGACUCAGCCCCUGCUCCCAAUCGAGAUGACCAUUAUAUUCAGAAAAUCCUUGAGUAUACCGGCGACUGCAUCAGACUUGCGCCGGGGCCUUAUGCUCUCUUCGAGAGAGUCCAUCUUGUCUUUUACAGGUCCACAGAGUGGACGGAGAAAUCCCUCACCACUAUAAUUCUUGCGAAGAUCUCCCGCAGGAAUUUUCCCGAGUAUGUUGUAUGCCGCUCUAGCUCGAUCUUUCCGUCCAGAGAAUUUCUGCUAGAAUUCGAAUCAGCACUUCGGAAACAGCAUCAAAUAGACAAUCUUCUAGAGUUCAACGGUACACCCACUCAGGAAAGGCUGGAGCAUGUGAAACGCGUUUGUACAGACGUCUAUCCCCGAUGGAAAAUUCUACUCGAACAGGAACAGCGCAAGGAAGACACGAUCUACGAAGCGGGUGAAGGUGCCUACUUACGUCGCUUUUCUCCAGCCUGGGUCUAUACCAGGAUCAUUCAUAAAGGCCUUCAUCCGCUUGGGCGCUUCAAAGAACACAGACGGGAACACGAAAUCCUGUGUGAAUUGCUAGGCCAGCGCUUGUUCCACGCUGCCCGACGUGGCGCAUGGUAUCAGCGAAAAGCACUGUUGGAGGAACACUAUAUGUGGGCUCUUACACCUUCUGAUGGACGGUGCGAGGACCUCCAGAAGAAACACUGGAAACGAAUUGCUCUGCGGACAUGCGAAGAAGGGCUGGAAGACCCGGACUGCCAUCUCAUAUACCACUAUGAUCUUCAAAAGCGGAUCACAAAGCUGGAAAGGGCUUUGAAAAUAGUCAAGCGUGAGCAACACGACUUUGGCCAUGUCAUGUUGGCCAAACCAGAAGUACGGACGAUUGAGGGUAUACGAAUCGAAAGAGAGGACUCACCAGCUCGCGCUUCAGGAAAAAGCGAGGAAGCCUCGACCAGGCGAGGACGCCCAACUGUCUGGAUUGACGAGAGAGAAGGCGGAAGCGAAUGCAGAGUCGAAAACAUGUGUUUGAGCUGGUAUAGGGAUCAUGGCUGGAAGGGCUACCAUGCUGAAGGAGGGAUCGUCAGAACCUUGUUCGGCUACCUCUUCUACGACAUCCUAUUCACCUACGUCCCUAAUGUCUUCCAGACACCCUUUCAAACCUGUCCGCUAGAUCUCCACACUGAUGCAUUCUACCCCUCUCGCGCAUCAGAGAUCAAUCACCGUCUGGUAGAAAUAACGAACGGCGCUGCGGAGAGAAUCAUCCGCGAUGUCCAUGAGCGCGAAUCAGCGAAGCAGACCUGCGCCAUCGGCAUAGACUGGUCCUUUGAGCUGGACGACUUGGUUGAGAUUGUGCAGUGCUUUCGAGGCGAAGCUCUCGCCACUAUCUGCAAGGUUAUGGCCCAGGAGUAUCAGCAGCGCGGUGGAGGAAUACCUGAUCUCUUUCUGUGGAGUGUGGAGAAGAAAGAAGUCAUGUUUGCGGAGGUCAAGUCUGAAAAUGAUCGUUUGAGUGAUACCCAGAGGUUGUGGAUUCAUGUGCUUACUGGAGCGGGCGUGAGAGUCGAGCUUUGCAACGCGGUUGCGAAGGAGGUUAGACGAGCGAGUUGA